AUGUCGACCACGCCACCCACAGCGCCAGCCAUGCGCUUAAGAGAGCCUGUGCUGGUGCAGGUUUUGUCGGCUGUCAAGGCAGCUGUUGGCCGCCUGAAUUUCAGUGUGUCGCCUCGCCAGAACAUUGAAAAAUUUCGCGCGUACCGCUGGUCGCGCCUCGACAAAUUGAAGUAUGGCACGAUGUUCGUGAUUGCACUCUUUUCCGUCGCUGUAAUGGGGAGUCCAUCUUUUCCUUCAAAGCUCCUUAUCCCUGCCAUCUACAUUGCCGCUUUGCUCAUCCCGCUGACGUCGCAGCUGAUUCUGCCGGCCUCACCGAUCCUUCUGUGGCUGCUGCUGUUCUAUUCGUGCCGCUUUAUCGACGUGUCUGCACGGCCCCACAUCUGGGUUUCAGUACUUCCGACACUGGAGACGAUCUGGUACGGCGCCAGCAUUAGCGAUAUCCUCACGCGAUUCGGCCACCCCCUCCUCGACGUGCUCGCAUGGAUCCCGUAUGGUGUCGUGCACUUCGCGGCACCCUUCAUCGUGGCAAUCCUUUUGUUUGUGUUUGCUCCAGAGAGCAGCGUUAAAAUGUUUGGCAGCGCCUUUGGGCUCAUGAACCUGACCGGCGUGCUCAUACAGAUUGCCUUCCCCUGCGCGCCGCCCUGGUACGAGCUGCGCGAAGGACUCACGCCAGCCAACUAUGGCAUGCGCGGCUCCCCAGCCGGCCUGGCACGCAUCGAUGCACUGUUUGGGGGCUUUGUGUAUACCAUGGGCUUUAGCAGCGCCCCCGUGGUGUUCGGCGCAUUUCCUUCGCUGCAUGCAGCAUGCGCAACCUGCGAGGCAUUGUUCCUCAGCUACUUCUUCCCCAUCAAGCUGCCUCUGGGGCGCUGGCGCUUGGACACGCGCAUCUUUUAUUGGCUGUACGCUUUUUGGCUGUACUGGUCGACCAUGUACUUGAUGCACCACUACCUCAUUGAUCUCGUGGCCGGCGGCUGCCUUGCCACCAUGGCAUUCUAUCUAUGCCGCCCAGAGUCGUUGCGCGAGGCGAUGGAAGACCGUGUCGCGGCGAUGGAGCGCGAAGAACGCGCGCGUCUCGGCGAGCCUGUCGACGAUGCGCUGCCGCUCGAGCGCUUCCCAUUCAAACCUGAAGAGCAAAAUCCGUCGCCCAAUGAUGCCAUCUUUGCCAUCGACGAGGAGUCCAUGCCACAUGAUGCCGCCUCACACUCGUAA
Molecule: messenger RNA, 1209 nt
Organism: Malassezia sympodialis ATCC 42132
Lineage: Eukaryota; Fungi; Basidiomycota; Malasseziomycetes; Malasseziales; Malasseziaceae
Product: phosphatase PAP2 family protein
Biological process (GO): mannosyl diphosphorylinositol ceramide metabolic process; sphingolipid biosynthetic process
Cellular component (GO): inositol phosphoceramide synthase complex
Source: RefSeq, a predicted model, not a curated record